Messenger RNA from Adineta ricciae, 1681 nucleotides. The record is from the annotation of a GenBank genome assembly. NCBI's taxonomy places the organism in Eukaryota, Metazoa, Rotifera, Eurotatoria, Adinetida, Adinetidae.
UCGUCCUCUACUGAUUAUACUAGGUGCUAUUGCCCUCUUUGUUAUUAUCACAUUUGCCCUAGCUGCCGCUGCGCUUGGCACCUUGAACAAACGAUUCAAUGACCUUGAGAAGAAGCUGGUUACGACAACUACGCCAAUAAGUACAACAACAAAUUCUACACCAUCAGGAUCACUCGCGAGCAUUCUUGCCGAAACUGUUCGUAUGCAAGAUUUAUUGAUCCAUCUUAAACAAUUUGAAAGUUUUGCACGUGAAAACGGUAAUACACGUGCGAUAGGAACAGCUGGAUUCGCUCAAACAGUGAAUUAUAUAGAAAAUCAACUGAAAACUAACAGUUACAGUCAGCUUCAGGUUAUCCGUGAAACGUUUCCAAUACAAAACUUUUCCAUCAAAGGAGAUCCAAUCUUAAGUUGGUCUUCGAAUGGAAAGACUGAAAACUUCACCUAUUCAACGAACCUAUCUCGAACUGAUUUCACAUACGCGAAUUAUACAGCAGCGAUAAAUCUAACCAUCUACGAACUUGUCCAAGUUAAAAACUAUGGUUGUAACAAGGAUGAUUACGCUAAUACUACAGGUAAAGCUGUACUGAUCAUGGCUGGUGGGACAUGUACGUACGCGGAGAAGGGUGAACUUGCAGCUACGAAAAAUGUAUCAGCGUUGCUUUUCUACAAUCACGGUUCGACGACGUCAAGUCUAGCACCAGCAACGUUUCGUCUUCGUCAAGCUAAUAUCUUACCUGCACUCUCUUUGUCGUAUGCAGCUGGCCGAUCCUUAUUCAAUUUACUUAAUUCUAGCAAUUCAGUUAAUGUAACACUCGAGAUUCAACGCGAAAACUAUGGCACAUUUGACGUUCACAAUAUCUGUGCACAUACCGUCGAUGGAAACAGCACAAAAACGAUCAUGGUGGGCAGUCAUAGUGAUAGUGUACCGGCUGGACCUGGUAUCAAUGAUAAUGGUAGUGGAUCAGCAGCUAACCUUGUUCUAGCGUUGAAUUUAGCCCGUUUGUAUUCAUCUAACAGCUAUUCAAAGUAUCCAUAUCGGAUUCGAUUUUGCUGGUGGGGUGGAGAAGAAAUUGGUUUGACUGGAGCAAUUUACCACGUACAGCAAGCUCAGAAUUCAUCGACCCCAGACGACUUGAAGCUUUUCAACAAUUUAAUUAAUCUUAACUACGACAUGUUAGGUUCGCCAAACUAUAUAUUCGGUAUUUACAACGGUAGUUCAGCUAAAGCAGGUACAUCUCAAAAAGCAAUUAAUGGCAGUAUUCGAGUCUCCGAAGCGUUUCGUAACUGGUUCAAUAGUCAAAAUCUUCCAUGGGAUUACACUGAUUUUAGUGGCCGAAGUGACUAUGGACCUUUUCUUGCUGCCGGCAUUGCUGCUGGAGGCCUUUUUUCAGGUGGUGACGGAACCAAAACCGAAACACAACGUGAUAUUUAUGAAGCAAAAUUGGGUCAGGGUUACGGUGGUUUGCCAGGCGCCACUUACGAUCCAUGUUAUCAUAAGACAUGCGAUACGCUAAAGAACAUUGAUCAAUUCGGUUACUUAAAAAUGGUGCAAGCGGCUGCCUAUAUGCUCGAAUUUUUAGGUAAUCAAACUGAUCUGGUAACUUGGUUAUAUCCCGACGGGCGACCAACUCAAAUCCAAUUACCGGAAGAUUAUUUUCCGAACAGCGACUAUUAUGUGUAA